Messenger RNA from Gadus macrocephalus (Pacific cod), 5301 nucleotides. RefSeq names its product zinc finger MYM-type protein 4-like. The record is from RefSeq and is a predicted model, not a curated record. Bases 45 to 4121 code for a protein of 1358 amino acids. Gene Ontology annotation, molecular function: zinc ion binding. The transcript is spliced from 22 exons. NCBI's taxonomy places the organism in Eukaryota, Metazoa, Chordata, Actinopteri, Gadiformes, Gadidae.
CAGCGCAUGUCGUUUGCAGAAAGAGACGAGAGCCGCCCGCAAUCAUGUCUUGUUGUGCUGUUGGUUGCAAAAACCGUUUUAAUAAGAAUAACAAAACGCGGAAGUUCUACAGGAUACCAUCAACUCGCACCCCAUUUAAGGCAAACAAAAGACGUCUUUGGUUAGAAGCUAUCAGAAGAAGCGAUUGGAACGAGCAGAUUAUUAAAAAUGCAACAAUCUGCAGCGAUCACUUCAUAUCAGGAGAAGCAUCUGACAACUUCAAGAGUCCUGACUUUGUCCCGUCAAUCUUCCCCUCAACCCAGUCUGGCCAAGACGGGCGAUAUAAGAGAAAAAGACAAAGGGAUAAAAACCCCUGCAGAAGUCCAGACAAUGGACAUCAGCCCACACCCACUUCCUUCUCUCCAAAUGAUUGUGAAAUGGAGCCUGGUGCUGAUCAUGGUACUGGUAAGCCAUCAUAUGAAAUGUUUGAGAACAACCCUGAUUCGGCGCCAUCUUUGCAGUUGCGCCACAGUGAUGUCAAGGUUUCAGAAGACCCUGGUAGCCAGAGGCCAGAGGCCGUGACCACAGGAGGAGCAGGCAAGGCCCAAACCUCAAGCGUCCUGGCAGCAGCCAGCCGCGGCGAGGCUACGAGUGGCGGGAUGGACGACGUCCUCGAGGGCGUACCAGCAUUCCCAGCGGUGGAGGAGGACGACGACGACGACGUUGAGGAAGACGAGGAUGAAGAGGACGAGGACUGGCAAUUCACCCUGCCACAGGGAACCCUGGAAGACUACGACGUUGACAGCCCGUUGUCAGUGGAGGAAGGCCGGAGGACCAGGGCUAACCGGCAGUGUGGAGAUGGUCCACAAGUGGAGAAGGCCGGCGGACCUGCUUAUAACUCCAGCUCAGCCUCAUCAGAUGGAGCAGCGCUGGAGCCGUCCAAGCAGCCAGACGCCAGUCAGGGGGGAAAGGUUCCUAUAGAGCCAUCCGCGGCAGCGCCUCAGGUCCUUAGACCACCGCAUAAUGCCCCUGAACCAUCGCAUCAGGCCCCUGAACCUCAGGCACCUGAACCAUCGCCUCAGGCCCCUGAACCACAGUCUCAGGCCUCCAAACCACCGCCCCAGGCCCCUGAACAACCGCCUCAGGCCCCUGAACCCCCCCUGCUCACCAUCAAGGACGAGCCCUUGGACGAGGGCUACGACGUGGCCCUGCUGCCCCAGACCUCCAUCAGCAAGGUCAAAGAGGAGCAUAAGGAUGAAGAGCUCAGGAUCAGUUCAGUCUUCUCUUUCCGGGGAGGAAAUGCAUUCGCACCUCAAGGCGCUCCGGCCCCCUUCCCCCAGCCCACCACCACCAUCUUUAUCCCAGGGAGAGGCACUCUGCUUCAGGCCUCCACGCUGGCCACCCUUGGGAUCAAACCCAGACUGCCGGCUCCGGCCAUAGCCCCCGCCCCUACUCUGCUGGCCUUACCCCAAACCCUGUCCCAGCCCCAGCCCCUACCACCGCCUGCCGUGAUAAGCACCAUCAGAUGCAGUGGUUGCUCCAAGGUGCUGGUGAAGGGCCAGACGGCGUUCCAGAGGAAAGGCGCCACCCAGCUGUUCUGCUCCACCGUCUGUCUGUCCAGCCAUCUGCCUCCGACCAGCAAGGCUCGCAGUUGCUACCAUUGCAACAAAGAAAUCGAGGACCCGAAGAGCAUGGUGAUGGUGCCGCUGGACAACAACACCUUCAUCCACUUCUGCAGUCACCACUGCCUGUCCGCCUCCAACGCGGAGAAGAAGAAAACGGUGGCCCAGCUGCUGUAUAACCCUCGCCUGGUUACCUACCAAGCCAAGGAACAGGAGAAGCCCCACUGCAUUGUAUGCAAGAGCACCAGUAAGAUUGAACACGAGGUGAUGCACCAGGCCCGAAUCCACAGCCUGUGCAGCGACGCCUGCUUCCUGGAGUGGCGCAACUCCCGGCAGCUGGCCAUGAACUGCUGCGAGGGCUGUGGCCUCUACUGCAAGAGCGACUCGGACGUGUGCCAGACCCUGACCGUGGAGAAGGCUCAGCUCAACUUCUGCAGCCCCACCUGCGUCAGCACGUACAAGCAGUCCUGCAUUAAGAACACCGAGUGCGCCGUCUGUCACGACUCCGUUCGAGUCUCCAACACCAUCAUGGACAGAGACCAGAUUGGGAAGGUGCAGCUUUACUGUUCUACCACCUGUUUUGCUCAAAGCAGGCCCAGCAAACACACGCUCACAGGUACAGCGUUCCCGUGCUCCCAGUGCAAUCUCAGCCAGGUCCCCCAGUACCAUCUGGCCAUGUCGGAUGGCCACAUCCGAAACUUCUGCUCCCACGAAUGUGUCGCCGCGUUUAGGUUACAGAAAGAGGAGCACGGCUCUCAGCGCAGCCUGGUGAACGGAGCCCCCAGCAGGCCCUCCUACUCCUCUGCCCCGCCGCCCCUCUCCGACGGGCCGCUGCCCGGGCCCCUGGGCGGGGCCGCGUCCCCGGCGCCGCGCCCCGACAGGUCCUCGCCCCACGGGACCCACCCCGGCGCCCACAGCAGGGUCACCUCGGUGCCCCCGCUGGAGCCCGCCUACAGCGACCUGGCCUCCCACCAGGCCCAGCCGGCCCCGCCCUCCUCGCCCGGCCACGCCCUGACUCAAGCCCCGCCCACACACAGCCACCUGACCUGCAGCCAGUGCAACCAACGGUUUGACACCAAGCCGCUGCUCUUCAGCUACCAGGGUCGCAUCUCCAUGUUCUGCGGCGCGGCGUGCUGUGAGCAGUACAAGACCCAGAGGAACAUCAUGGCGCCGUGCGAGAGCUGCAAGCUGGACAACGUGGUGUUUGAGGUGGUGACCUUCGACCAGCAGGACCGCGUGUUCUGCAGCCAGAUCUGCAAGCAGCAGUUCCGAGAGGAGGUGACGGCCGGGGGCAAGGGCCCCUGGAGGCCCUGCUCCUACUGCCGCUGCGAGAGCCAGAAGACGUUUCACAGCCACUACGGCGGGCGGGUGGAGGAGUUCUGCCGGCCGCACUGCAUGUCUCAGUACACGGUGCUCUUCUACGGGAUGGCCCGGUGUGACGGCUGCAGGCAGCGGGCCUGCCUGGAGGAGAGGCUGCAGUGCACCAGCUCCGUGCGCAACUUCUGCAGCCGGGCCUGCCUGAUGCAGUACUGCUACCGGCACUUUGAGGCCGGCGCCUCGCGCCGCGCCGACCCCCCCCCCCCCAGCCGCCGGCCGCGCGCUGCCGCCGCCCCACGUCAGGCCAACCAUCCCUCCAAGAUGAACCCGGUGGGGGGGGAGCUGGUGUGCCUGGCCAGUGACUCUGCCACGCGGCCUCAUGCUACGGGCACUCUUCCAACUCCUUACACCCAUGACAAGACGAUAUACCACGCUAGCACCCAGACGGACGCGAUGCGCUCCUCUGGGCCCCGGCGCUGCCAGGUGAAGAACAAGUCCGUUUUGUGUCGGCCCUACACACUGAACCAGGAGACCAUGUGCCAGCUGCCAGAACCGCCCGCCAAGACCUCAGACUCCUCCACCGCAGCUCCACAACCUCGUCCCGUCAGCCACCUGCCGGCGCGCCUCACCGACCGCCACUUCCUGGCCAAGAGGCUGUGGGGCAGCGUGGGCUGCGUGGUCUGCGGCCGCCGCCCGCGCAAACGGGCAACGGAGGAGGAGGAGGAGGAGGAGGAGCAGGAGGAGGAGGGGCCCUGGGGGAGGAAGAGGGCGAGGACGGAGGAGUCGGGCACAGUGCGAGUGGCGGAAACGGAGAAGGGGGACGAGAAGGAGGCGGAGACGCUUGAGCGUGAGAGGCACCUCGGGGAGAAGGAGGAGGCGGUGCAGGCAGAGACGGGGGUUAUGGAGGAGAGAGGGGAGACCAAGGAGGCGGGCUUGGAGACGGGGGUGGGCGUGGCCGGGCAGGGGGCGACAGACUUCUACUGCCGGCUGUGUCCGGGGCAGCCGGGCCUGUGUCCCGCCCCCUGCUUCGAGAUCUACCACACCAGGCUCAUGUACUGGGUCAGCCCGGGGGGGGGUGGGGAGCGGAGCUCUCCGGGGGACAAACUAAACACUCCUCACGCCACUCUCCCUUUGCCGCCUCCGUCGGCCGCCAGUGUCCUGACACAGACCCCCACAGUCCAGGCCGAAUCUGGACUACAGUAGGGGACUACAGGGCCGGGGGUGACCUCUAGAGCGUCCCCCUGCUCAUCGAUAUAUAGAUAUAAAACUGUGAAACUUACCCAACACUUUUUAUGCAAAAUUGCAGUGAAACGUGUACGCUCUGUACUGCAGAUCUUUGUGUUCAUUUUCGUCGUACAGCUGAGUUCCGUUCCACUUUCACAAUUUUUGAUUGAUUGGAUUUACAUCCGUUUUUUACUGAAAUAUGAUUUACAUCAGAUUUACAUCAAUUCUGAGCCAGGAUCGACAUGGAGCCUUUUCACUAAUGGUGACACAUGAGAAUAAUGCAACUUUAUUUAAGGGAGAUGGUAUUUUGUCCUCGGUUUAUAACACAUUUCUUGUAUCUUUAGGUUGUUGUCAUUCUUGUGGGUUCUUGUUAUUCAUUUGCCAAAGACUUUCCUUGGUCUGGUAAGAUUAGGUUUCUUUUCAAUUGUAUACUUUUUUUUAUUAUUAUUUCCAUGUAUGAUGAAAUGCUGAGGCAUCUCUUUAGGGCUAAGGGGCCUGGGGUGGGUGCGGCACCAGUGAUGGGCAGACUGACCCUAAAACAAGCCAGGUGGACAGCAGUACGACUGAUUCCCCUUGGCACAGUGUCGCGUCCGGGAAAGACGGUGAUUGGCGCCCCAGUCUAAACAAAAAAGGAUUUGUGCAUCUAGCAGAGUUCCACCAACCCCCCCAUGCCAACCUGUUCUGUGGACAUGUCUGUUGAGAGAUCACGAAGGGCAAUGACUUGGGCCUUGGUAUUGGUUUGGUCCUUUUGCCAAGCGUAUUGCCUCUUGUCUAUGUCCGCUUAUUUUCACCGUAGAUAAGGGGGAAUUCAAGAAAGGCACAAUCCUUGAUAUAUUUUUGAUAGUUGAAUCGGCUGAAUCCAUAUCAGGCGUCAUACUGUUACUUCCUUCAUGGACAUGAAUGAGUGAGAGAUCAGCAGGAUUUCCCUGGUGUUUGCUAUACUCACACUAUUACCUCACUUAAUCCCAUCAUGUUCUCCAACAUGAUAAAACUUGUCCGUUCAAAUAAAUGAGGGCUUUACAUUAUUGUCGCUAUUUUAAUGGUGAAAUAUUGUUAAUCUGAUGUUGGUGUCAAGUUUGAACAUGUUAUUUGGCAUAUGGUUUCAUGAUUUGGCCAAUGGUUUCAUGCAGUUCAUAGUUAUUAAAAAGAUAUAUAUAUA